Lathyrus sativus (Indian pea) is the source of this 639-nucleotide messenger RNA. The record is from the annotation of a GenBank genome assembly. NCBI's taxonomy places the organism in Eukaryota, Viridiplantae, Streptophyta, Magnoliopsida, Fabales, Fabaceae.
AUGCCGUUUGGUGAGAUGACGAUUACUCUAGAUGACGUAUCUUGCCUGCUUCACUUGCCCAUCAGGGGAGCAUUCUGGAGCCCUCAAGAUAUCAGUGAAGCGUUUGUUGUUGAGUGGGUUGUUGAUUAUUUAGGAGUGUCACGGAGAGUAGCACAACAACAAGUCUGUGAUUGCAGGGGUUCCUACUAUAAGCUGGAGUGGUUAUAUGAUCGAUUCAUAGAGCAUAGAGCUGCAUCUAGAUGGGAUUAUGCCACUAGAGCUUAUUUGCUGAUGUUAGUGGGUUCCACUAUUUUUGCGGACAAGACGUUUACGCUUGUCGAGGCCCGAUACCUCUCACUGUUUAUAAACUUGGAUGGCUUAUCAGGAUACAGUUGGGGAGCAGCUGCGUUGGUUACUCUUUAUAGAUAUCUCGGAGAUGCUUCCAUGUUCAGCUGUAAGCAGCUUGGUGGUUAUCCGACUCUCCUACAAUGCUGGAUUCAUGAGUAUUUUCUAACGCUUGGAAAAAAAGGAGAGAACUGGAUACCAGCUAGUAAUGCGGGUCUCCCUCGAGCGAUGAGAUGGUCCUAUAGGCAAGGUGCCUUGAAGGUGGAUGACUUGCGACCUAUUCUGGACGAGCUGACACCUGCCGAUGUCAUAUAG